Molecule: messenger RNA, 4175 nt
Organism: Grus americana (Whooping crane)
Lineage: Eukaryota; Metazoa; Chordata; Aves; Gruiformes; Gruidae
Gene: CEP68
Product: centrosomal protein 68
Exons: 7
Coding region: 1486-3777 (763 amino acids)
Source: RefSeq, a predicted model, not a curated record
GCUGCUGCUGUGGCCUCCCGGCGGGCGGCGUGCGGGGGAAGCGAGCGGCUUUCGCUUUGGAAGCCCGUCCCCGUUACUCGAGGAGCGGUGCAUCCGUGUCUCCAGCGGUGCAGGGCAUCCCCAGGGUGCGGUGCCUCCUCGCCUUCGUUGCCUUUAUUUCUUAUUUUUUGGGGGGUUAAUCUGCCGUUUUUUCAGCUGCGGAAAGGCUUUUCGGGCAGAAAGCAUGCGAGAGAAGGAGCAAAAAAACUAGCAGAGCGCAGAUCCCGCGGGCCUGAAAGGCGAGAGCCGGGCGUUUCCCCCCAACGUCAACAACCAAAGUUCCCGGCAGAGCUGCACUUGGUGGGAGAUGGAGACUCCGGCAGCGUCGGCCGCUCUGGCCGAGGUCCGCCAGCCCAGUGACACGGUGGGACGUCACUCUUGGUGUCCGCUGGGUUUUGUGCAGCCCCUUGGCAGGCGGCUUCCCUGUGAUGACGCAAAAAAGUUCAGGGAUCGCUUUCCCUGAGACGUCCCAGUGGACCUGCCGCUGUUGAAAUGAAUGAAAUGGCCACUGUCUUCAUCUCUUAUCUGGAAAAAACCCCACUCUUGGGUACCGUUUUCUGUGCCGCCCCGUGACUGGUGAGACAAUUGAGGGCUCGGGUGUAGUCAGGAUUUCUGGCCGUUUUCCUGUGAUUUUAAGGCCAGUGGAAAGUUUCCGCCGUGCCUAAAGCUGUGAUCGUACAUCCCUCUUCAGAGCCGUGUCGGUCCUGCCCCAGGAUCUGGGCUGGCUUCUUCCCCUCGUAAGGUUUGAUCUUGACGCAUCCCCAUCACCAGCAACCUGACCUCUGAAUUUUUGCGGUUUUGUUGGAAAAUGGUGAGAAACCUUAUUUUCUAGAUGCUCUUGUAGUUGGGAGUUGCACUCAGUGGCGUUAGCAUUUUCAGUCCGUUUUGAAAUGCGACUUCUUGCCUGAUCCCUCUGCGUACGGGAUGUGUGUGACUUCCCCAUCGCGUUUGCAUCCGAGUGUGGUUGCACAUCCAGGCUCCCUGCAAUUAAUUGAAAUUGGCUGCCUGAAUUAGAGGCUUUUGAAAAUGCAGCGAAAUCUCUGGUGGCCCUUGGAAUAUCCUUACAAAUUCUGAAAUAAGCAGAUUUACUCUCACUCGUGUGUAUUGGCAAGUUUCCUAGUUUCUUUUUAGCUUCCAAUUAGCUUCUGGAGUUUUAAUGAACCUGUGAAGCAGCACUUGCUCUUUUUUUAAAGACUGAUGGCAUCAUAGAAAUGUAUAUCACUGCAUGCUGCAUCCAUGAGAUCAACAGAUAGUCUUGAAAGUUCAGAAUAGUUCGACGCUCGUGCUCCAGCGUACAGUUACAAAAAUAACAGUUGAGUUGUAACCUAUAAUUUUUUUUAAUGUUGCUUAACACAUGCUUUUUAAAUUUAAGGUCAAGCUUAUAUAUGUUUUUUUACAGUUGUUUUUACUGGGCUGACUGACGCAUGACUCAAGCCACUAAAUCUGAUGGAGAGCUCAGCUUGCAGAAGUUCUGUCCCGAUGGCCGUGGAUGUGGGAAAAUCACUUUCUGAAGCCUCACUGAGCAGGAAGGCCAAGGGCGAUGGCAGGUGGGACUGCGCAGAGGUGGAGACGGACUACCCGGAGCUCGCGAACAGCCUGCACCGGCUUUUAGGGGUAGAGGAAGCCAAGCCCUGCCCGCAAGGGACGGAGAGUGUGGCAAUGAGCGGACGCAGUCACUUGGCCACUGGUAUUACCCAGGGAGGCUCAAGCUACUGCCCAGAAGUGUCUUCAGCACCCACAUCCAGAUUUCCCAGAGCAAGAGCAAGCCUCUCAGAGACAGAGACGUUAAUUUAUAGAGCUACCGAUGGUGGUGAUGUGCCUCGUCAUGUUGGCCACCGGUUCCUUUCCUCAGAAGACCAGCAGGUGAAGGCAUUGGGCUGUUGGGAGCUGGUGUCCAGCCCUCCCAGCCGGCGCAGCUCUGCAGGGGAGAGCAUCCUUGCUGGUGGCUGCCACGAUGCCCGUGCUGGCCGGUGGAACCGAAGGCUGGGAGCUCAAUCCCCAUUUUCCUCCACCCCGGAGCUCCUGCGGCCCCAAACCGCCCCCAGCCCCGAGAGCACCCUGCGGAGCCGCUCCGCAUUGAGCUUCUCCACUCUGUCAUCAGAAGAAAAUGGCCUCUCCAAAGAGCCGGUCCGAAGCUUGCAGGCCAGCACGGACAUGCCUUCUCCUGCGGCCACCGCCGCCCGGGACUUGUGUUGCCGGUGGGGUGCAGCAGAAGACAGGGUGCCGCGGGCGCGCAAGCCCUUCAGUCCUCUGCUUGAUGACCGCACCACCAUGGAGCGCAUCAGAGAGAUGUCGUCCUACCAAGCUGAUUACUGGGCCUGUGCCAUACCGGAUUCAUUACCCCCAUCUCCAGACCGCAGUUCACCCCACUGGAACCCCAAUAAAGAGUAUGAGGACCUGCUGGAUUAUGCUUAUCCGCUGAAGCCAAGAUACAAGCUGGGUAAGAUACCGGAGCCUUUCUUCCAUGACUCAGGAAUAGGUUUGGACAGCUUUUCUGUUUCCCCCGAGGGCACAUCGAGGUCCACCAGUAUCUAUGGCCGAGGUGGGCAGGCUCGGGGAAGUGGAGAAAAUGGACGUCGGACGUUUGUGGCCUCUGCAGAAAGGUUCUCCACCCUGGGGCCUGGAAAAAGAGGCUGCUCAGGAGCUGACUCGUACUAUGAACCUUUACCUAUUGCAAAAGCAUCCUUCGCAAAGAGUGCUUCCUCUCAUCAUUCUAGAGGUUUUGCUAAGGAUGUAACGACAGCUGGGCCAGGUUCCUUUGGCCUCCCUGCUGCGGAUGGGAGAAGCUGCUGUACCAGAAGGAGCUCCUUCCCCAACUACAAAGGGCAGGUGAAAAGCAGUAAUAGGUUUUUACCGACAACGCGAGUGCUCCCUCUGAGGAAAGAGUGGGAGGGUGAUGAAGAAUUUCUCUCCCUGCCUCCGAGACUGCGGGAGCUGGAAAGGCUGGCUCAGUUUUUGUCCAAUCUUUCUUUAACUAUAAGGACACCUGGGCACGAUCACCCUAACCUUCCAUGUCACAGCGAUGGUAGGCAGCCCCUUUCGUCAGAGAUGGCUCCUUUUGGAGAAGCGGGUGGCAGGGAUGAAAGAGGGAAUAUUGAGGAUUAUGGUCCCUGGCAGCCCUGCAGCUCUCGAAAGCCCAGCUGGGAAAACACUGAAUCGUGUGGCCGGAUCCACAGGGCUUCAUCUCUGCGGGGGCUUCAUCUACCGACUGGUCUCAGGGACGCGUUGGAUGGGACGUACCUAAACGAACCGCAGGUCAAGGGGAAUCUGAAGAAGAGCCAGCAGAGCGAGUCCCUUGCCCAGUGCAUUAAGAUGUUUUGCUGCCAGCUGGAAGAGCUUAUUCGUUGGCUGUACAACGUCGCGGACAUCACUGACAGCUGGGUCCCAGCCAUGCCGGCCGCCGAGAGCGUGAAGGCAUCACUGCACCGCUACUUGGAGUUCAGGAAAGACGUGGCUGACCACCGGAGCCUAACAGAGAGCGUGCUGGAGAGGGGAGAAGCUCUGCUUGACUGUAUGGCAUCAAAUUCGCCAGCUCUGAAAGACACGCUGGGUUUGAUUGCAAAACAGUCAGAAGAGCUGGAAACCCACGCGGAGCACUUGUACGAGUCUGUUCUAGCGGCUGUGGGUCCCAUGCAGGGCGAGGACGGGAUGGAGGAUGAGGGGGUGCAGCAGACAUCUGCUCAGUGGGUGCCACCUCUGUCAGACCUGGGCUUUGUUAGCCAGUCCCGGGAUGGCUGAGGAGAACCACAGCCAGCACCAAACCACCUUUCACCUCCUGCAGAGAUGCCAAAGUGCUACGAUCACUGUGCGUGGAGUUAGCCAGCCCCGGCUGAUGUCAGUUUGGGGUAUUUUAACCAGUUUGAGAAAGGCAAGCUGUACAGCAGGUAUUUGGCUACUGGACUGUCUAGUUAAUAGUGCUAUGUUGGGGAGUUUUGAGCGGGGAAUGUACAGCUGGCCUUUCUUUGUUGUGGUUUUUUUUUUUUUUUUAAUGUAGCUUUCCUUUUCUUCAAUUGAAGUGGCCUGUUCCAUGUAUUAGCGAAAUGCCAGGAACACACUGUUUGGUUUUUUUUUUUUUUUUUUAAGUAAUCCAUAGUGUGCCGUGCAACUCACUUCUAAGUAAAGCCGUGUGAUUCUAA